Molecule: messenger RNA, 3642 nt
Organism: Neurospora tetrasperma FGSC 2508
Lineage: Eukaryota; Fungi; Ascomycota; Sordariomycetes; Sordariales; Sordariaceae
Exons: 7
Coding region: 1-3642 (1213 amino acids)
Biological process (GO): protein phosphorylation
Molecular function (GO): ATP binding; protein kinase activity
Source: RefSeq, a predicted model, not a curated record
AUGGAUUCAUUCACCGCCUCUGAUAGAAAACGUCAACGGAGCUUCUCGGAGACCAAUCCCCACAACCUCGCUACUUCAGUCGUAGACUUGGCGUUGAGGCCGACAUACAAGAGACUCCGUCUGGACGACAACUAUGUCGACCAUCUUGGCAGCCAAGCAGCGCAUGCCGAAGAGGGCUUGCGAUCUUCGUUCUCGGGCAACCUUAAUUACACUCAUUACCCUUCUAGCUCUGUCAGCGAUGCAAAUGGAAUCAAUGACAAUGGCAUGGGUUCUAGUGACUCUGAACCAGACGACCCCAGUUUGUACGGAGAACCGGAGGUGAAAGCCCUGAGCGAUCAGAUCCAGAACAGUCUUGUCAAAAGUCCGCUACAAUAUGGACGAGUUUUCCUGCCAGAAGGCGUCCUAGAUAAAUUGCUCACAAAGGACGCGUUGUUUGCAACCGCUUUACUUACCGGGCUCGACUACAAGAAGCUACAUGCGGCCCUUAACGAGUUCUUGCGGAAACCCAUUGACGACCGUUCGUUACCACUCGAUGAACAGAAACUCGACGACCUUCUGGAAAAGAAACGGGGAAAGACUCCGAUAUGGCGGACCGACGUCAACAUCAACACUUUUCUGACCAAGCAAUGGGCUUUCCUUGCGCCAACCUUUCCACCGCCACCCGGACCUCCUGUAAUGGAAGUCUGGGGACACACCGUUCUCCCAUUCAUUGACAGAAAUGAGAUCGUCGAUGAUGUGGGUGCCUUUGGGUUUGUGUAUGAAGUUACCCCCCACGAGGCAAACAUUACCGAUGUUGGCUUGAAGGGGUCGCGAAUAGCCGUCAAACGUCUCAAAUUUCAACAAUCCAAGGAUACUCCCGAACGGCGUGAAGAAGAGGUGGCGUGGAACAAAGAAGUAAAGAUACACCAUGAGAUAUCCCAAAUGAACCACCCUCACAUCAUCGAUUUCAUUUGCGCAAUUCAUGGUGUCAUUAUCGACAGGGGGCCGGAACAUUUGCUUUUGUUCCGCUGGGCUGACCAGGGCAACCUCAACUCAUUUUGGAAGAGCUACCCAAAUCCGAGAGUCUCAGCAUCCCUUGUUCAGGAAAUAAUGAUACAGUUUCAGGGACUCGCCGAAGCACUCAACAAGCUGCAUACGCCUGGAAAGAAAGGCUCUUAUCGGCAUAGUGAUAUCAAACCGGACAACAUCCUCUCGUUCAGUACGCCAGGCCGCAUGUCCUCGGACGAACACCCAGAUAUUGGCACGCUUAAAUUGUCUGACCUUGGGCUAACUAAAUAUCACGUUGAGGCUACUGGUUAUCGGCAUCAAACAAGUGCCAAGUACACAACGCACAGAUAUCAAGCACCCGAAGCUGCGACUAAUGAAGAUGGUGCAAGAUCAACGCGGUACGACAUCUGGUCAAUGGGAUGUGUCAUGCUAGAGUUCGUCAUCUGGCUACUCUACGGAAACGAUACCUUGAAGCAGUUCAACGUUCAGAUCACCACCAAAUCUAACGGGUCCUGGUUCAUGAAGAGAGGCCAAACUGCAAAACUGCACGAUACCGUGGCACAGACAAUGAACUUCAUGCUGGAAAGUGAUCCGGAGUGCCAGGACGGCACUGCUGUAGGCGAACUCAUCAGACUAGUCAGAGAAAGACUACUAGUGGUUCACCUUGGGCCGGAUACGAAGAAGCUCCAGCGGGCGGAAACUUUCAAGGGUGUCGAUAGCACGAUCAAUGACAUUCCCAGCAUUCAGGUGGAACAAAUCGAAGAUGGCUUCGUUUCACAGAGAGGGGACAUGGACACCAGGAUUGCCCAAAACCUGUCGGCAAGGGGCCGUGCCACUUCCGAAGAGCUUCUCGAUGCGAUGAAGAGGAUUGUAGCCAAUGGUAAAGGGAGUCAGCACUACUGGUGCACGGGGCAGGGUGAUCGUGCUCAGAUCACUCAAGAAUUACUGAAGCUCUUACCAAAAGAGUAUGUAUUCCCGUCAUGCACACUGUUGAUCCGAGGCUGUGAUAAUGACUCGACUAACCACAAAUAUCCCAGAUUGGCACGGUACGGGUUUCAAAUCGAAGACACCUGGGGGGCUCUCAGGAGGAACCAAGAGACCUGCGAGUUCUGCGCUCUGCGAUGGGAUUUGGAAGACACCGUCAAGAUUGGCCUGCCGGGCCUUACGGUAUCUGAAGACCAACACUUUGCACUUUUGCGAGGAUGGCUAAGAUACUGCGACACCCACCAUGAGUGCAAACCGUGGUCGAAUGCACCUCUUCCAACACGCGUCCUUGACCUUGGAACCAUGGACGAUACUACCAUCCGUCUGCGGGAGACGCAGAAGGGUGAUUCCUUCCGCUACAUCGCACUCUCCCACUGUUGGGGAAAGCAUGAGCAUUUCUUCACCACCGCAUUGAAUCGCCGAGACCACAUGAGAGGAAUCCACGUUGAUAACCUUCCCAAAACCUUUCAACAUGCGGUCAAAACCACACGUGGGCUGGGUAUUCGGUAUCUGUGGAUUGACUCCAUGUGCAUUAUCCAGGGCCCUGGCGGAGACUUUGACAAGCAAUCCGCAAAGAUGGAGGACGUGUUUAGUUCCGCCUACUGCGUGAUCGCUGCAAGCAGUGCGCGCGGACAGGGAGACGGCUUUCUCAACCCCAGGAGAAAGUGCGAUCACGUCAAGGUCGUCAAUGAAAGCGAAAAAGGGGGAGUGUAUGUCUCCCGCUUCCGUGACGAUUUCAAGGAGCACGUCCUCAACUCCCCGCUUAGUGAGCGAGGAUGGGUCUUACAAGAGCGCGCCUUGGCGAGGCGAACCAUCUAUUUCACGGAAUGGCAGACAUACUGGGAGUGCGGUGAUGGAAUUAGAUGUGAGACGCUGACACGGAUGGAUAACAAACUUAUGUCCUACCUCGGUGAUCCCAACUUCCCAUCAAAACUCUCUGGCGCUGGCAGCAACCGUGGUGAGAAAAUCCGCUUUUACGAGGACCUGUAUCGACACUACAGCCGUCUCAACCUCACCUGGAAGAAAGAUCGGCCAGUAGCCAUCGCUGCACUUGAGAAGCGCCUUCAUCGAGAUCUCAAGUCCUCCGGUGGGUUCGGCGUCUUUGACGACAGCCGCAGUCUGCUACCCCGGAGUCUCCUUUGGCAGCGCGGUGCAGAAGUUACGAGCCUCAACAAGAUCAGCUUUCCACCUGACACGCACACACGCCUACCCACCUGGUCAUGGAUGGCUUACGAUGGUGGCAUUGACUUCCUUGACCUGCCACUAGGUGAAGUGGACUGGGACGUCAGCGAGAUCCAAGGGAAUUGGACGAAACACCAAACCCUUGACAUACAACGUGGACCUCAGCAACAGGAAGCCAAGGAGAUAGAACUGAGUGCCAGAACGAGGAGGUUCAAGAUGGGAACGACGGGAUCAAAGGAGUUUGAUAUCAUAUACGACAUCCCCAACCAGGUGUCGAAGGAGACCGCACUUCUGAAGUGUGUGCUGGUUGGAAAAUUGAGGAACAAUGACGUGCCGAAAGAGAAGACUACGUACUAUGUUCUGGUUGUUGUUUUGCGGGAUAGUUCGCUGCCGACGGAGAUGUACGAAAGAGUAGGCGUCGGAAGGAUGCUUGGCGAAUACAUCGAUCUGGACAAUUCGCAGCCGGGGAAUUGGGUCAAGAUCAGGUAG